AUGCCUGCCCUCGCCAAGCCCGCCUCCCGCCCCGCCAAGACAGCCACGGCGCCGAAGCCGAAGCCCGCCGCCGCCAAGCCGAAGGCAGCUGCCGCCGGGGCCUCCCACCCGCCCUACUUCGAGAUGAUCAAGGAGGCGAUCUCGGCGCUGAAGGAGAGGACUGGCUCCAGCUCCCACGCCAUCGCCAAGUACAUGGAGGACAAGCACGGCGCGUCGCUGCCGGCCAACUUCAAAAAGAUGCUCUCCAUCCAGCUCCGCGGGUUCGCUGCCAAGGGCAAGCUCGUGAAGGUCAAGGCCUCGUACAAGCUCUCCGACGCCGCCAAGAAGGCCUCCCCCAAGCCCAAGGCGAAGCCCGCCGCCGCUAAGACCGCUGCGCCGAAGCCGGCCAAGGACGCCGCCAAGCCCAAUAAGAAGACGGCCGCAGCAGCCAAGCCCAAGAAGAAGACGGCCGCAGCAGCCAAGCCCAAGAAGGCCGCCGCCGGGACCAAGCGCAAGGCGCCGGAGAAGAAGAAGGUGGUCGCGAAGCCGAAGAAGUCCCCCGCCGCCAAGGCUAAGGCCAAGCCCAAGACCGUCAAGUCCCCCGCCGCCAAGAAGGCCCGGAAGGUGUCCGCGUGA
Miscanthus lutarioriparius is the source of this 615-nucleotide messenger RNA. The record is from the annotation of a GenBank genome assembly. NCBI's taxonomy places the organism in Eukaryota, Viridiplantae, Streptophyta, Magnoliopsida, Poales, Poaceae.